This is a messenger RNA of Crotalus tigris (Tiger rattlesnake), 771 nucleotides long. RefSeq lists its product as uncharacterized. The record is from RefSeq and is a predicted model, not a curated record. Lineage: Eukaryota; Metazoa; Chordata; Lepidosauria; Squamata; Viperidae. The transcript is spliced from 2 exons. Bases 21 to 743 code for a protein of 240 amino acids.
UUCACGCUGCCCAGCCGGCGAUGCCCUCGCUCAGCUCCCUUCCACCGACGCGCGCCCAGCGGAGCCUUGCCGGGCUUUCCCUUGCCGCAGCUUCGGGACGUAGCUUGGCCGGCUUGCGCGGGAAGCCAGACACCAGUUUCCGCCCGGCUUCGGAGCGCUUUCAGCUCAGGCCAGCCCACAAGCCCUUGGCGGGGCUGGCAGCAGCAGGUGCUCCGGCCGCCAGGCCCCCUUGGCUCCCUAGCCAAGGCCGUGACGAGAGCCCUGCGCAGCCGCCGCCGUCACCGCUCUCCCCUUCCUUCAAUCGCCGGCGUCGGCUGCAUCCUCGGCGUGCAAAGGAGGGCGGGCUCGGCGCGCGCAGCUCCGCCUCUUUCCGUCUGAUUGGCAAAGGCUUCGGGCCGGGAACCGUGCGGGAGUCCCGGCCCCGAAGAUCCUGGGCCAAAAGAGGGCGCUCUGUGACCAGCAUCCCCAGAAAAGUUAAAGCGCCAACUGGGAACCCGCCUCUUUUCGCCGACAGGGAGCUCUUCGGCGGUUUGGGCGCUCCUGAACGCUCCCCUGCGGACACUCCCCGUCCUGUUCCACCUCUUCAGACACACCUCUCUGCCUCCGCGCUCCCCCUCCUCACCAGCGCCGCCGCCGCCGCCCUCGUUUCCCAUGCAGGUUGGGCUGCCCAGGCAGGCAACUGGCUGCGCCGAGUCUUGGUCUUUUCGGGCACGGCUGUCGCGACCCAUCUGCGGUCUCCAUAGAGACUUUGAGCAACCAGAGCCUUUCAGG